AGUUUUGUCAGCAUUUCUUAUUUAGGGAAAUCCUCAAAAUGGAUCUAACCCUUCCUGCUGAGUCUGUGAUUCCCCAGAUCCAAUAAAGAAAACAUAAAUAGGAUGGGAUUCUCUCUUCAUAAAGGAUAAACAAUUCAAGUCGACACAUUUUCGCAUACCGAGAGACUCAGCAGCAUUGAUCAGCUGGCAAUAUGGCAAUCCAGAGAGCGGACUAAGAGAGCGGCCCUCAGCUCGUUUCCUCAGGGCAACCGGCUUAAUUGAUUGCUCAGAUAGCACUCGGCGGCGUUCGACGACGGAAGCAAUUCAGAAGCAGUAGCAAUAUGGGAAGAAAUCUGGAAAAUAGCCUUAACCACGCAAAUGGGAACUAUGUUAACUUCGAUGAGCACCGCGAGAAGUACACCACCCAUUACAAUGCUCUGCGGAACAAGGUGUACAGUGAGUGGAAGGGUGCCAAAGUUCUGGGCAAGCUGGUCAAUGGAUGCACACUGGGCGGUGGCUAUGGCGACAAUCUUAAGGUAUCUAAUCCAGAUGAGUUUGACUUAGUGAUUCACCUGUCGUUUCCGGAAAACGAUAAGAUCAUUGUUAAGGGCGAUCCCCGGAAGCCAGGCAACGUGAUUCUGGACAUGACUAAGGUAAUGGAGAUCAUCGGAAACCAGGAACACAAUAAACCCGUUUUCGAGUUGCUGCAGAAGAUCGUGAACAACAAGAAUCAGCUGCUAGAGGACAAGUUGCAGAGCUUGUUGCAGGGUGUGAUGACCCAGACACUUAAAAAGAUGGGCGGGCAGAUUGAGGUGGGCGGCGUUGUUUCGCCUCUUUCAUACAAAAAGUGCGGUCCGGCCCACACGAUCUUUGUAAGGGGCGAUUAUGAGUACUCCGUGGACUUUGUUCCAGCCAUCAGACUGUCAGCGGCACAGGUCUUUUUGGACUCGGAGCAGAGGAAACACUUCGGCAGUACGCCAUACUGGGAUGCCAUUCCAAAACCGAUGAAGCCGGCGCUGCCCAAUAAUGUGUCCUUCAGGGCCUCCUUUUACGACGCUGAACGCACCCUUCUCCACGGAAAAGAUAACCUUAAAAACGCCAUCCGUCUGCUCAAACAGCACCGCAACGUCAAGAACAAAGCUAACCUAAAGAGCUACUACAUCAAGACGCUUUUCCUAUGGGAGGUGAAGGAACGGCAUGAUAGUUAUUGGCAGAAGCCCCUCAAAGAGAUUACGAUCGACAUGCUGGGCAAGUUGGAAAAAUCUUUAGCCGUAAGCCCAAGAAAGGGCAAGUUGCUAUUCUUCUGGGAUCCCAAACUAGACAUGCUUGCCGACUUAACCGUUGACCAGCGAGCUGAUAUGUAUAACUGUGUGUGUAAGGUCGGAUACACCUUUCGCCGAGCCGACGGAAAUCUUACCGAUGACAUCGAAAACACUGUUCAGACCUCUUUCUGUGCCAGCACCAACAAGGGGGCUGAAAAUAAGCCUGCGAAUGGACAGGGCGAGAAGACCAGACCGAUGCAAAAGCAAUGCAGUGCGAAGAAGAACAUUGAAACCGAAACAGAGGUCAAGGUACCAACUCCUGCUAAAGCGAAUGAGAAAAAGAGCAGCACGGUGCCUACCAUAUCCAAUCCAAAAGCGAAUGAGGCAAAGGGUCAAACUUCUGAAAAACCAAAGUCUGCGGAGGCCCAGACAGGAAUCAAGCCAAAGUCAAAGUUAGUUACCGAUUAUAUCAAACCAAAUCCAAAACCGAAUGAAAAGAAGGCAGCCAACGUGGAUACUCCUUCUCCAGUGAGCGUUAAAAAUACCAAUCCAAAUGGGAUUGGGGAGAAGCCGAAAACUAAUGCCAAUAAAAGAGGUGACUCCAAGCAACAACAAACUCCGGAUGAAAAAAAAAAAGAAGAUUCCAAAUGCCUUAUAAACUAG
This is a messenger RNA of Drosophila eugracilis, 1904 nucleotides long. RefSeq lists its product as uncharacterized. The record is from RefSeq and is a predicted model, not a curated record. The coding region runs from base 321 to 1904 and encodes 527 amino acids. NCBI's taxonomy places the organism in Eukaryota, Metazoa, Arthropoda, Insecta, Diptera, Drosophilidae. The transcript has 5 exons.